Messenger RNA from Monodelphis domestica (gray short-tailed opossum), 12297 nucleotides. It is a transcript of the gene XKR6, whose product is annotated as XK related 6. Gene Ontology annotation, cellular component: plasma membrane. The record is from RefSeq and is a predicted model, not a curated record. Lineage: Eukaryota; Metazoa; Chordata; Mammalia; Didelphimorphia; Didelphidae. Gene Ontology annotation, biological process: apoptotic process involved in development; engulfment of apoptotic cell; phosphatidylserine exposure on apoptotic cell surface.
AAAACAAGCAUUUUAAUUCUAGAGGCUUUAAGUACAGAAUGAGGUCAUCCUAUCUCCUGGAAGUGACAUAGCACCACCUGCUCAACACUUACCCCGCCCCUUCCCUCCUAGGUCCCGCCCCUCCGCCAGCGGCGGGCAGGGUGUUAGGGGGCGUUUCUCUUAGAGAAACGCACUGAGCAGCGACACUGAAGAAGGGGUCCUCCAAAGCCUCUGGCACUGUCCUCUCCAGGGUUCAUCUCGGACCUCCUAACCUUACCCGGCGGGUUUCUGAAACUCCAAGGGGUCAACCUGAUGGGUUUCGGGGUCAACGGAAGAAGGGAAGAGGAGCCCUGGCGGCGAGAAAUCCCCGGCCCCCCGCCCAGCAGCUGAAGAACAGGAGGACGGCCAUCUUGGCUGGGCGGGCCGGGCUGGGGAGCGGCGGGCGCUGUGCGAUUGGGGGGCUCGCCCGGAAGUGACGCGCACCACCCGGAAGCGGAGGGGGUUCCCCGGCCCACUCCCCCCUCGUUCGUUCGCUCCCCCGCUUCCUCCCCGCCCCCCUUCCUCUCCAUUCGUUUCCCCCCCUCCCCGUCCCUGCCUUCUUUUCCCCCCUUCCCUCCCCAUCCCUCCCCCCCCAACCUCCGGAGCUGGGAAGAGAGUCAAGAUGGCGGCGAAAUCCGAUGGCGGCGGCGUGGGGGUGGGCUUCGCCCAACUGCACAACCUGGACGAGGCGGUGGGCAGCGGCGGUGAGGAGGACGGGGAGCCCGGGGGAGGCGGCUGCGGCGGCGGAGACGGUAGCGACCCUGGUGAGAGCAGCUCCCUCCACAUCUGCCACUGCUGCAACACCUCCUCGUGCUACUGGGGCUGCCGCUCCGCCUGUCUGCGCUCCCUCCUGGGCAAGAAGCCGCGCCGCAGCGCCGCCGCCGCCGACGGGGGGGACCAGCCGCUCCAGCCGCCGGCGUCGUCCGCCGCGCGCCCCCAACAGACGCCCCCCGCCGGCGCCGCGCGCCCCCAGCCCCUGCCGCCGCCGCAGGUGGAGCGGCCGUGGCUUGACUGCCUGUGGAUCGUGUUGGCGCUGCUGGUGUUCUUCGGGGACGUGGGCACCGACCUGUGGCUGGCCCUCGACUACUACGGCAAGGGGGACUACGGCUGGUUCGGGCUGACGCUCUUCUUCGUGCUGGUGCCGUCGCUGUUGGUGCAGAGCCUCAGCUUCCGCUGGUUCGUGCAGGACUACACGGGCGGAGGGCUGGGCGCCGUGGAGGGGCUCAGCAGCCGGGGCCCUCCCAUGAUGGGGGCCGGCUACGGCCAUGGGGCUGCCCGCGGGGGCGGCGGCCCCGGCGUGGGGGGAGGCUCGGCCACGCCGGGGGCCCAGCGCUUGUGCCGCCUCUCGGUGUGGAUCUGGCAGUCGGUCAUCCACCUGCUGCAGAUGGGGCAGGUGUGGAGGUAUAUUCGCACGAUGUACUUGGGGAUUCAGAGCCAGCGGCAGAAGGAACACCAGCGACGUUUUUACUGGGCUAUGAUGUACGAAUAUGCAGAUGUCAAUAUGUUACGCCUCCUGGAGACCUUCCUGGAGAGCGCCCCCCAACUGGUGCUACAGCUCUGUAUAAUGAUUCAAAAGAACAGCGCUGAAACGCUGCCCUGUGUCUCCUCUGUGACCUCCCUGAUGUCCCUGGCUUGGGUGCUAGCCUCCUAUCACAAGCUUCUCCGGGACUCCAGGGAUGACAAGAAGAGCAUGAGCUACCGAGGGGCCCUUAUCCAUCUCUUCUGGCGGCUCUUCACCAUCUCAUCCAGAGUUAUCUCCUUUGCCCUCUUUGCUUCCAUCUUCCAGCUCUACUUUGGGAUCUUUGUCGUGGUUCACUGGUGUGCCAUGGCCUUCUGGAUCAUCCAUGGUGGGACAGACUUCUGCAUGUCCAAGUGGGAGGAGAUCCUCUUCAACAUGGUGGUAGGGAUUGUGUACAUUUUCUGCUGGUUUAACGUCAAGGAAGGGCGGACUCGAUAUCGAAUGUUUGCAUAUUACACGGUAGUCUUGACAGAGAAUGCUGCCUUGACGUUCCUUUGGUAUUUUUACAGAAACCCUGAGACCACUGACUCCUAUGCCGUGCCAGCACUGUGUUGUGUCUUUCUUAGCUUUGUGGCUGGGAUAGCUCUGAUGCUCUUAUAUUAUGGUGUAUUGCAUCCCAUGGGGCCACGAGCUAAGAUCUUUGCCAGCUCCUGUUGCGCCGAGCUGCUCUGGGGCAUCCCUUUGCCCCCCGACGUUGAGCCCAUGGCGCCUCAGACCCCUGGGUACCGGGGGACCCAGGUCACGCCCACCAGAGCCGUCACGGAACAACAGGAGGAUCUCACGGCUGACACUUGCUUGCCCGUUUUUCAAGUGAGACCCAUGGGACCCUCCACCCCGUCGGGGCGUCCUUACCAUCCAGAAGGGCCCCUCAUUAAGAUUGACAUGCCCAGAAAGAGAUACCCUGCAUGGGAUGCCCAUUUUGUAGACAGGAGAUUGAGGAGGACUAUCAACAUUCUGCAGUAUGUCACUCCCACAGCUGUAGGCAUUCGGUAUCGAGAUGGACCGCUCCUCUAUGAGUUGUUACAGUAUGAGUCUUCACUUUAAAAGCUCUGUAAACCAAGUUGAGAAGGGAACCUUUAAGUUUUGUUUACGGCCAACACCGCUCACAAGAAAAACACCACCACCAUCACCACCACCACCACCACCACCACCACCACCACCACCACCACCACCACCACCACCACCACCACCAUUACCACCACCACAAAAAAAAACAAAACAAACAAAAAAAAACCCUUCAGAUAAGCUUUCUUUCCAGUUGCUGUAUGUAUACAAAGAUAUUCUCUAUGUUUUGUAAGUAAAAACAAAAAGAAAAACCUUUCUUUUGAUUUUUACACACAAGAAACAGUAUUGAAACAUCCACACUAUGUAUGAUCCAUAGGUGGAAAAGGAGGAGUUGUCUCCACUCCAAAAGAAAAAAAAAUGUUUUAUACCUUAUGCCAAGUGUAGAUCAUUUGCGGGAUUGGUGCUGAUUGAAAGAACAACAAAUAACAACAACAACAAAAAAAACCUUCAACUGCCUUAUGCCCUUAGGUGCUGAGUUUCAUUAAGUACUGUCAUGUUUUCUCAUGCAAAACUCUCCGGUGAUUUUUAUACCAGGGGAGGGAAAAAGCAAACCACAAAGUGAGGCAAACCAAGAAUUUAAAACAAAAAUAAAACAAAAAUCCACUGUUCAGAUCAUGUGAUUUAUAGAAAAAAAAAUCAUCCAAGGCAAGAAAAUGAAAGCAGAGCAAUCCCUCCCCACCCUCAUUUUUUCUCACCUGCCCUGCCCUCCCAUCUCCCUCAUUCCCCCCUCACCCAUUGCCCUCACCCCAAAUUGAACCUUUAAGGAGCUUAACAGCUGCUGAAUUUCAAAUGGAUGAGUGAUGCCAUGUGCAGACCAGCUUUGUGCCAAUUUGCACUGGAUUCACCCAGAAAGAAUCACAUUUAAUUGGGGAUUUGGGGGGGGGGUGGACGGGAGGGAAGAGAUGUAAACAAACACAAAACUGAAACCCACCACUUAAAUUCAGCAUGGUUGUUCAAUUCUAUACCAAAUAGGAGGGGAUUUUCAUAUAGAUAAUUUUUAAAAUCAGUAAUAAUAAAACUCAGCAUAGUAGCAAAAAGAAAGAAGUCCAUUUAAAGGCACAAUACUUGAUCAGUGACUGGCAAAAAUGACAUCUGAUCCAUCAUCUUAAGGCUAUGAAAGGUAUUCAUUUAUCAUGUGUGAUAUUGUGUAAGGCCUCUUCUGUCUCUAUUUGGUUUGGUGUGAAGCCUUAAACUGAUUUGGCAAGAAUUCCUCAUUUUAAAAAAUUGUGGUUUUGUUUUUUUUUUUAAUGAAGACAAAGAAGAAAAUUGGAAUACAAAAAAAAAAUCAGCAAAUUGUAAUAACUGACCUAUUUCAAAAGAUGGUUUGGUGCUUUUGUCUUUCACCGUUAUGGUUGCUGAGUAUUGUUCAGCUCACUUGGUGCAUCCUGGGUUGAGUGAAAAAUGUUUUAGUUGUGUGUAUGUGUGUGUAUGUGUAUAUAUAUGUAUGUGUGUAUGUGCCCACCACACAUGAUGUAUGUAUGUGUGUGUGACUCUGUGUUGCAAGAGCUUGCCAGAAAUAUGGACAACACAAGAGAAUGGCGAUUAUGGCAUGGUUGAAUAUUGUUGUGUCCAGCUCUGUCCAUGGCAAGGCUCAGAAAAGCAGCACUCUUUGGGUCCUAGAGGCCAUUCAAUCUGUGUCAGAAUUCCAUCCACUUAUUUAAUUUUCCUAUUGUACCAAGUUGAAUUCCUGGAGGUGUCAAGAAUAUAGUAUUCCAUUUAUUUUCUGUUUUUAAAAGUAUUGCUCCUUUAAAUAAUGUUCUUGUUCCAGGGCAUCUUUUCAAUCCUAUCAUAUCUCUACUUGGGCACGAAAAAAAAAAACACCACAAAAAAUGAAAAAAAAAACUCCACAAAAAUAUAUAUACAAUAUUUUUAAGUAAAUACUGUUAGUCUUUUCGUGUGUAAUUGCAGUUUUUAAAAUUCCAGAUAUAACUGUCUAGGGUGCAAAACCUCAUACUGAACUGUCCUUGAGAGAAGUUCAACUUGAGGAGAGCUUUUGUUGUUUGUUUUAAUUGAUCUUAUGUCUGUGGGGUUUUUUGGGUUUUUUUGUUUUUGUUUGUAUUCAAAGAUUCCUUUCCCCAUAAUUAUUUAUCUCUGUCUUUAAAAAAAAACAAUAUAUAUAUAUAUCUAUAUAUAGGAGAAAUUUUGCAUAAAUAACUGAACGUGUCUUUGCCCAAAUGCACCUGAAUGAAUAUCCCUUUCUAGAUUACGGGCAUGCUACAGUGCCCUGAUUGAAAAUCUUCCCACUCCCAUCCCUUCUAUGGUUUCUUCCAGUUUUUCUCCUGGGUGGAAGGGAGUAUUAGGAGAACUUAUUUAUUAUUGAUGAAACAAAUAGAAAAAAAAAAUUAAAGCUCGAUUGUAAUAUUACUGUAAAACCCACUGAGGUAAGUAGGGCUUUGUCCAAUACACCUAGGCCCUGAAUAAAACCUGCCAGUUGGCCAAAUUGACCUCUGUCCCCCAUGGAGAGGGGAAAGCAUUGUCUGAGAGCCCCUAAUUAACAACUUGGGGGCGGCUUUCAUACAGUCCAAGGUGGUUUUUUUUUUCCUUCCAUCACUUCCAUUCCAUUCUGUUUACCUUCAUAGUGUGUACUCUGCAGAUAGUGUCUGUGGAAGUGAGGAAGUGAAUGAACCAGUCCUCUCUGUCAUACCUCCUGUCUGCCUCAAGUCUUGUGCUAUGGUCCAGCAAAAUGGCUAGCUCCAUGCUGACCUCAUUCAACCAAUCCUCACAGUUCCCUUGAUGCUUCCUUUCCCUUGCAACCUUUUCUCUUAGGAUUUAAUUGCUUAGUUUUUCAUUUCAAAAAUACUUUUUAAUUAUUAUGAUUUGUUUUCUGCUUCUCCUUACUUCUCCUUGUUAUAUUGAAAGCCUAUGUGAAUGUGUAUGUGCACACAUGUAUGAGGAUGGAUCAUGAAAAAUUCUGAAACUGAUCAGUAGCACCAAAAGUUGAGGAUGAAGCCCUCUAGAUACUCAUACAGUGGGAAUAAAAUGUAAGUUAGUAAGAGCCCAGAAAUGUGUAUUUGCCAUCAGAACCUCUAGGGCUCCAACCCCCCCCCAAAGAAAAAAGGCCAGGAAGAAUUCUUGCUAAGGGAAGAAAACAUGUUUGUUAGCAGUGAACCAGUGAUCAUAUCUUUCACAAUCUAUAUGUGUAUGGAGAGAAAGAAAAAGAGAAGAAAAAAAGAAAGAGGGAGAGAGGGAAGAAGAAAAAGUGAAAGAAAGAAAAAGAAAGGCAGAAGAAAAGGAGAAAAGGAAGGAAGGAAGGAAGGAAGGAAGGAAGGAAGGAAGGAAGGAAGGAAGGAAGGAAGGAAGGAAGGAAGGAAGGAAGGAAGGAAGGAAGAGAAAUACGAUUAUCUAGAACUUUUACUAUAUCUUUUCAAUAUCAUCUUCCAUUAGCUUUUUAAAGUUUAACCAGAGAACCACCAAUAAUUCCAGCAGCCUUCUUUUAUUUGUGCUAUUCCUCACCUUAACAAAGGAUACUCAUCUAGUACUCCUUUCUUCAAAAGGAUUAAGUCCAAAGAAAAUAAAUAGCUUAGCUUGAGAUAAUCCAAGUCAUGUAAUCUCUGACUGUUAACUAUUGAUUACUGGUGAUAGCACUGUAUAUAUCCCCUACAAGUAUAUAUUAUGUCUUAAUUAUUAGAUUAUUUUCCUUAAAAAAAAUCAAAUACUAAUAGUUGCUUUCCUGAUAGCUCAUCUUUAUUUUGAUACAUCCACAAAAUCUUGCUGAUGUGGACUUUUAGUUUUUGCUUACCCUAGAAAGAUGUAGUGAUAUCCCACAUCUGGAAUCUGUUCUUGAUUUGCUGAUCCACUGAAAAAGACCCAUUUUCUCAUAGGUUUAUAAGAUACCAUCCUAUCAUUCUACAAGCUAUUUCCCUUAUGUGCUUGCUCACAACCACUUGAGCUGCUAAAGGGAGCCUAAUUCUUAUCUUGACUUGGGGAGGACCUCUUGGAGAUCAGAUAAUUUUACUGUAAGUCAGUAUGAGGUUCUAUAGAAUUCAAUGAGAAGCUGUCUUCUCUCAGUAUAUCCCCCUGUAUUCCAACUACUAUAACCACAAUAUUCUCAGUGUGACCUCCUUCCCAUUCCCAUUUGUGUCUCAUCUAGACAGGAAGGGGCUUCUCAUUCUACUUAAAACAGCAUCCAGUGAGCUUUCUUCCCCAGAAGUCAAUCCCAAGAUUCCAAGACAGGCAAAAAUCUUCAUGAGCCCAAACUGGAGUUGCUUUUCUUUAAAGAUGAAAGGAAAAGAAGCUCUAAGGGCUUUCUAUCCAUCUUGCCAAUCUCAACCUGCCAGUCUCAAGCAUGCCUCAUCCCUCCAACACAAUCUUCAAGUCUGACUCUGGGAAGAGUCUAAUGCUACAAUACAGUGAGCUGAUUUGUUCCAUGCUGGCCUCAUCCUACCAAUCCAGUUUCCUAGAGACUAAAAUGUGCAGCUGUUCAUACUUCUAAACAAGACACACUGAUGUAAAUGAGGAAGCAUAAGAGUGAUGGAACCCAGUGGGUACCAAGAUGAGGUGCGCUGUGGGCCAUUACUCCUACCUACUAAUAGCAUUUCUGGUGCCUGAGUCAAGGUAAGGGCCUCAGCAUCUUUGAGUUCUUUCUUUGCACAGUUGGCCCAGCUGUGAGUAUACACACACAUACACUCACACACACACAUACACGCAUCAUACAUGGUCUUUUCCCACCCAUAAAAAGGUCUUACCUAUUGAUAAUUUCUAAUUCUUCCCUGAUAGAACCGGAGCAGGUUAGAUAGAAACAGAUAAUGCUGGAAACAUUCUUUUCUUCCUGUGAUGUUCCCAGGACCAGGGUGGGGGCAAUUACGGCUAUUGGAUUACUUCUUGAAAGUGGGCCUGCAUAUAAGCCUCCAGGGCCUCUUAAGGCUCACAAAUAGAUAGGCCAAGGAUUCUUUUGAGAUUCCUAAAAUCAUUCAUUUGACCAUUUGGCCCUUUUGCCUUAAUCGUUUAACUCAGUUUUUCCUUGGUAAGGAUGAAAAACAUGUACUAAAAACGGUUUUGAUUGGGGAUGAAGACAGAGGAUUAGGAAAGAGGAUAUAUUAUAAUUUACUUCUCUCAAUAAUAAAAUUCCCAACAUAGACCUGGAAAUAUUUAAAGAGCUCAGGGGUAUGGAACUCAAGUAAGAACAUUCCCCCUGGGAUCAGGAAUCCAUGAUGUAUGAUAUGAGAUGUUAUUUAGCAGCUUGUCUGGCUCCAUAGAACAGUAGGAGUGGAGGCAUUUACUCUGCAGGAAGUGAGAUAAAACUAAUUUUCUACACCAAUGCUAGUGUUGUUUCUUCUUACCAUGAACCUAGUAUUGGGUGAAACAACAACAACAACAAAAAAAACUAGAGGGAGGAGAAAUUUAGCAGGUUAAAAUCUAUCUCUUUUUAUCUUAGUGUCCUAACAGCUGUCUAUAUUUCCAGAUUUUCCAAUAAAUUAAUAUAGAUCAGCAACAACUCUCAAGCAUAUACACUUCCUCUUUCAGUUCUAAAAUGUAGGCUUGUAGAAUCUGAGGCCUGAUUUUUCAGAGGUUUAAAGUUCAUCCCUGAAGGCAGUGCUGGAUAGUGGGUAUCUAACUCAUUUCUGAAACUCCCAAGAAAAAUCCAUUAUUGAAAAAGAUAAGUUAUAAACUCUGGGAACCCUGCUCCUGUCAGAAGAAGCUGUUAAUACUUGACUUAAAUGUCUCCAGUUGCAAGUUAGACCUCUUUUUCAUCCAUCCAUUCAUUUUUAAGAUUGCAUUUCUGACUUAAAUCCAUGUAGCUUGUACAAUAUGUAAAACUCAAAUGGGGAAAGAAAUGCAAUGCCUUGUUUUAUGUAUUCCUAUAUAUACCAUUCUUUUCUUCUCUGCAAUGCCAUCGCCUCCAUGUUUUGCUUCUCUUUCCUGGGCAUCAUCAGUUCCUUCCUCUGGUUAGUUUAGUGGAGAUGUGUCUUCCUUUCCCUGUGCCUUUCCUAAACUGUUCGCUGAAAGAUAUGGUUUGUUUUAGAGCCAAAGCUCGUGAGUUCUAAUAAUGACACCUUCUGAAGGCAGCAGACUGAGGACCACAGGAGUCCACAGUGCUCACAACCAACAGCUUGGGUGAAGGACUAAGAAUAGAGCAACUUGGAAAUGAACAGGCAAGGUCCGAGAAUUAUCUAUCCUCUCCUGCUCCAUCGUAUACUGAACAAUAGAGGAACACCCCCGCCCCCACUAGGAAACAUCUAGCCAUUGCCAAUUCUAAACAGUGAAUCAGACUCUUACAUCCAAAGGAACCUUCAGAGAUCAUGAUCCUCCUGCUUAAGUCAAACUGGAAAGGUCAGUGUGUUUCCAUUCUAAAUGAUUUCCAGGGAGGAAUUAUCCUCCCUCUUGCACUUUUAUAAUUUGUUAUCAAGAAGACAUCCCUCUUGUAAGCAAUCUUUAUCUCUUUUAGAAACUGCAGAUCCAUAGGUAAAUAGGUUAGUUCCCCCAGUGUGUUCCCUUGAUCCUAGGAGAACUCUUAAGUCCUCUAGGCUGUGGGCUCAAGCUGAGUUGAAUCUGAGGUAGUGGUUACAAUUUGGAAUUACUACAGAAGGUACUCUCUAGGCCCAAGCCAGUCACAAAUCAGCCUGAUCAUUCCUAGGCAGACAGCUCAUUUCAUAAUAUUACUGGACCACAGGCAAAUAAUUGGUUCUCUGUGACUCUAUUUUCUCAUCUGUAAAAUGAACUUAUUAUAGUUAUCUCUGUACCUUCCCUAUAGCCUAGGGAUGAUGUAAGGAUUGGUUGAAUGCUGUCUAUAAAAUUGUUGAUGCUCCUUAGGGGGGGAAAAGGCUGUAAAAAAUAAAAGAUUCAACUUGAUUAUCUGAAGGAUUCUUGAAGAAAAUAAGCUGAUUUUCAAAAUGGAGCUUAUAGCUAGAGGCCUGAAAGAUUGAUGGCAUUUGGCUUGCCAGCCAGGGACUUUCAAAAGUUGGAGAUCUUUGGAAUUUAGCACAUCUGCAGAACUGGGCUUCUGUUGAAUUUAGAUACAAAAUUAAAGUGACCAAUUUAUAAAUUUCAAAGCAUACUAAAAAAAAAACAACAAAGAAAAUAAAAGCAAAUCUUUUUUAAAACAUUGGAGAAAUCAUGGGAGAAUGAAUGGAAAUCCCAUAAAAUUUAUUAAACUUCAGGCAGACAGGAGAUACUCUGUAUUCAUCCAACCCAGAACUGUGGAAAAUACCUAUUGACAAGUUUCUUACAUGGCAGAAAGCAAUUUGGGGCCAUUCCUUCCUUAUAUUUUCCCUUUCACUAUGGGCUUUACCUCACAAAUGACUUACCUUCUCUUUGCCUCUGUUCAAAUGUGCCAGAAACUACAUUUUUUGUUUUCCAGUAAUCUUGGCAGCUAAAAAUCCAGGUCAUGUUGGUGGGUUUUAAUCACUGUCCUGUGUGUAUACAAAGGUAAUCUUUCCUUUGACCCUACAUACCCCAUGGGAACCUGUUACACAGGAAACCUUCCCAAAAAAGGCUUCGAGGCCAAUUGAAAAUCACAGAGAUGGAAUUUCCUCUAAGUCGUGUUUGUUUAAAUUUAAUAUUUAGAUCAUCAUUAGUAGUUUAGGGUUUGAUUUUAUAGUCUUUGAAUUCAAGCACCAUUGACUAAGGGCAUGAAUCUAUCCUAGGAAUCAUUAUAAUAUUUCCUGAUAUCUAAAAAUCAAGUGAAGAAGGAUGGGAGCAGUGGAGAAUGAAACUUAUUCCACUGCAGCUCUGAUUUUUCAUUGGCCCUGAAGUCCUCUGUAGGGAGAAAAAUUCUGAGUUUCAGCUGUUCAGGGUUUCUCAAACCCCGGCCCCUUUUCCUUGGAGUUCAGGUGUACUUUGGUGCAGAGAUUCUCAUCUACAGAAUAAAUGAUGAAAUUCUAAGGCUAUCCCAAAGCAAUAUGGGCAAAUACUGCAAUGUAUGCAAGUUUUAGUCAUUUGCUGUAAAUUCUCAUCAUAGUUUGGCUGUGGGCCACUGAAAUGAACUCCUUUCCCAUCUAUGUUGAAUUAGCCAUCCUAGCCUCACAUUAGGGUCCCCAUGAUGUCUCAGGAGUUAGUACUACUUUCUCCUUGAGUUUUACAUCUGAUGGCUAUAUACAUUGGCCAAACUCUGGUAACAUUCACUCAUUCCUAUGAGGCAUUAGCUGAUUACAUCUUAAAGAAAGGAGAUAAAUGAGACCAGGGACCUGCAUCUCUGCUCUUAUCGCCUCCUUUUUGGGGUUGGGAUGGAGAGUGAAUGCGCUAUAUAAGACAACUACAAACAAGCCACCAAAAUAUGAAUAUAACAAUAAGAACAAUGAGAAAUAAAAUUGAUCUAUAAGUAGGUGGGUGGGGAGGGAGAGUAAAGGAAAACAGUAGGGGAGGGCUUUCUGUUUACACAAAAAGAAAAUAUCAGAGACCAUCUGAAUAUUGCUUCCUAUUCAACUCUCUUUUAGACAGAAAGGGCAAAGUCAUAUUCUCUUCAAACAGAGAAAUUUGAUUUUGCCCCUUGACCUCUUCCACCAUAGAUAUCUAUAUUAUAGGGUCAAAAAAAAAACCUACUAAAGAGGAGAGAGAAGCAUAUUCCCUUGAAAAGAUCCAGGAACUGGGAGUCAAAAUUCCAAAACUCUACUCCUAGCCCUACUCCUGACCUAUGUCAACUCAUUUUUGGUGCCAGUUUCCCCAUCUGUAAAAUGGGGGAAAUCUUUCUUACCUACCUCACAGGGGUGUUGUGAGGAUAAUGUAAUUCAUGUUUGGUAAAGCACUUUGCAGAUAAAAAGUAUUAUAGUUACCAAAUGGGUUCCUUAAUGAUUUAGGAGUAUUCUGAAAUAUACUAGAAAUCACAAUUAUAGAGGAAUCUGCAUAUGGGUCGAGAAAGCUGUUCUCUGUCUUUUCUCUCUAUAAAUAUUUCACUUCUUUCUUUCCCAAGAAGUUGAGCAAGAAAGAAGGAUUCCAGAUAAGCUUGUUGUCUGUCAUCAGCUAGGAGCCAGUCAGAGAAGCAAAGAAAAUGCUGGUUCUUCUUUUCCCUUUCAGUCAAAAAGAAAAGGUCAGUGACAGCUUUCUGUGGUGAGCAGAUAUUUCUCAUUAUAGUUUUGUCAUUUCAAAUAUACUUCAUGGACUCAAUUUCAGUUUUAAUUGGUCACUCAGUCCUCAGCUUUUUGGACCUAGGGAAAUAUCUGUUCAUGUUAUUUUGGAAUAGCUGUAUGAUUUCAGUGUUUAGUUUUGGGGAGGCUGGCACACUGUUGUUUGCUGGGAAAUCUUGGCUUCCAAAAACAAGAGUCUUUACUGAAGAAAUAUAUUGAGUAUUCAUUUUGGGAGGCAGGGAGGACCUUCUUGUUUUAUAGCUGCCUAACACAAAACAAAGCCUCCCUCUUCUCCCAGUUUCUUACAUGCUUCUCCCCACCCCCUAUAUUCCAAACACUUGACAAGAACCAAUUUUGGAUUCUAAAACGUGGCAUAAAUUAAUAAAUUGAAAGUGGUCUGCUGUUCUUGUGGUACUCUAGUACUGAAUAGAGCCACAAAUAGAGCUGGGCAGGCUGGCAUUUCAUUCACAUUGACUUUCUCUCUCUCUCUCUCUCUCUCUCUCUCUCUCUCUCUCUCUCUCUCUCUCUCAAUUCAUUGAAAUUUCUCACACAAGUAAGAUUUCUCAGAACUCAGUAGGAGCUCCCUUGUUAUCUAUAAGGUGAUGAAAUUCCUUUCUAAUGUGUUUUAGAACCCCAAACAGAACCCAGCUUGUUAUCUUGAAAAUCAUUAUAUAAUGCCAGCAGGUCUAGAUUAGA